AUGUCUUACCCAUAUAAGACUCAAUUUUUCCUAAAACAUCCCAAAUAUGAGCCACCGCUCAAUGAUCAAGAUGCACAAAUUGAUCCAAAAAAUAAAUUAGAACCAAAAUGCUUAGAAAAAUGUUCUAAGUAUGUCAAACUUUAUGAUAGUUGUGCAGAACGUGUUAUCGCUCACCCAGAACAACAUUUGCAGUGCCUUGGACAACAUUACGAUAUCAGAUAUUGCGUAGAUAAUUGCGUUGCAAAAGAUCUAUUUAGAUUUCUUAAAUAG
Molecule: messenger RNA, 270 nt
Organism: Babesia microti strain RI
Lineage: Eukaryota; Apicomplexa; Aconoidasida; Piroplasmida; Babesiidae
Product: ubiquinol-cytochrome c reductase subunit 6
Exons: 3
Coding region: 1-270 (89 amino acids)
Biological process (GO): mitochondrial electron transport, ubiquinol to cytochrome c
Source: RefSeq, a predicted model, not a curated record